Messenger RNA from Lodderomyces jiufengensis, 471 nucleotides. RefSeq lists its product as uncharacterized. The record is from RefSeq and is a predicted model, not a curated record. The transcript has a single exon. Bases 1 to 471 code for a protein of 156 amino acids. Lineage: Eukaryota; Fungi; Ascomycota; Pichiomycetes; Serinales; Debaryomycetaceae. Gene Ontology annotation, cellular component: U2-type spliceosomal complex. Gene Ontology annotation, molecular function: RNA binding. Gene Ontology annotation, biological process: mRNA splicing, via spliceosome.
AUGUCACAUGAAAAUGAAAAUAACAAUAACCCCUCUUCAUCAUCAUCCUACGAAUCUGAUUCAUCUAAUUCAUCAUCCUCAGAAGAAGAAGAACAAAAUAUUAUUACAAAACCAAUAUUUAUAUCUAAAAAUCAAAGAAAUAAUAAUAAGAAUAUUGAUGAUGAUAAUAAAACUAUUAGUAAUAAUGAGAAUCAAUUGACUACCACAUCUAGUAACCAAAGAAAAGAAACUUUAAUAUCUCAAUUAGAUCAAAAAAGUAAAAUAAAUAAUAUAGAUUCAUCAAAAGAUGAAUUAAAUGGUAUAAAUUCAAUUGAUGAUACUGAUGAUUUAAAUCCAGAAUUAGAAUUUAAUAAUUGGAAAUUACGAGAAAAAAAAAGAUUUUUAAGAGAUCAAGAAAUUAUAAAACAAUUAGAAUUAGAAAAAGAAGAUCAAUUUAAUAGAAAUCAAAAAGAUUUAAAUAAAAUAUAUUAA